Messenger RNA from Linum tenue, 1197 nucleotides. Lineage: Eukaryota; Viridiplantae; Streptophyta; Magnoliopsida; Malpighiales; Linaceae. The record is from the annotation of a GenBank genome assembly.
AUGGGAAGGCAGCAAGCGUCUCAGAUAUAUCAACAUGGGGCGAAGGAGGCUCGAAUGUUGCAGUAUCUUUGUAAGCUCAGGAAAAGAAGGAGAAGGGGAGUGUGGGAGAUUGUUGAGAUGGAGAAGGAGAAGACGGUGGCAGACGGAAGCGUCGGGAAGAUGACGGUUGUUGAUCACCAAAGAGAUGAACACGCAGACGCAGAGGAUCAAAGCAGAAACGCUCAGACUUUAUCACGGAUGACAUGCGAGAGAUUGAAAUCUUCCGUUCGCUUCUCUUUCUUGUUCGACAAAGUUCUUCUUCUUGAGGCUCUGUGCUGUUCAGUGAUGGAUACUGUGCAAGACUAUCGGAGCUUGGAAGACUGGAGCCGCAGCGCCAGCCUCGGCGACAGGCCGACAGCGAGACCUAGCUCGCUAGCUCCGCCUCCGCGUCUCCGCCGCUCCGCGCACUUCCUCCUUCAUUCACCGGCGCGGGCCGCGGCGGCUUCCUUCUUCUCACUCUGCUGCGCCGUCUCCAAUAGCAGACCAGCAGCAACCAACUUUCCCAGCCAGGAGCAGGGGGAAUAUCAGCAGCAUCACCAUUCACCCCGCAUGGUUAUCUAUUUAGGUAAAAGUUCAGGCCCAGACUUUAAGAGUUUCACGCUACAGUUUCCAACUUCUGUGGAAGAGAUCGAGAUUGAGCGGGCGAAUGACGGUCAGGACGAGGCGGAGACGACAAACGCAGCUCCCAAGCUAUCCGAAGCCGCAGUAGCUCCGACGAAAGAGACGACAAGUGAGCCGUCGCAGCUUGUGAUUUCGGAGCGAGUCACGAGAGCAGAUGGCGACUGGGAGGAGCAGCACAAGGCCUCCUCGGCCGCUGAUGCUUUACCAUCGCACUCAUUGCCUUCUGCAGAGAAGGAGCGGAGCAAGGCCUCCGAUUUUAAUGGAGUUGUGGUAGCCGAAGUAGAAAAAGGAGGAGAUCUUGCCACUAUCCAUGGCAAGGGGAGGGCGGUCGUGUCUCAAGAACUCCAAGAUGAGGGGUCGAAGAAGAUCUUAACGCCAAGCCGCGUUGCGAACUGGAGGUUCCGAAAGAAGCCCAGAUCCGGCGGAGCAAAAAUGGCGGGGCUUUGUGUGAAAACAGAUCCACGGCGUGAAGCAAGGGCGAUGACGCAUCAUGGGAUUGACUCCCCGAAGCAUCAAAUCGCACGAGGAUCCCGAUGA